Messenger RNA from [Torrubiella] hemipterigena, 2363 nucleotides. The record is from the annotation of a GenBank genome assembly. Lineage: Eukaryota; Fungi; Ascomycota; Sordariomycetes; Hypocreales; Clavicipitaceae.
GGCGGGCUGACCGGGCAAAUAGGGAGCUAUUCUUGCGCAAUACUUGCUCGUGCAUGCUCAACCCCUGCAACGGCAAUGUACUAGUUUUGUAUAGAUCAUCAGAUAACUUUUUUCGUUGUGGCCCAGGUACAUGAAGCUAAAUCGAGGGCCGUGGAGCACCGCCAAAAGAGAUUCCAUCUGCCGAGCCGGCAUUGGAAAAGCCGCUGCAAAACUUUUUCUUUUUCUUAAACGGAUCUUCCCCUUCUGAUUAGAGUCCGCUUUUAAGGUUAUUCCUUUAUCUUAGCACGUGGAUCGGAGGCCUGGCCAAAGAGGUUGUCUCGCUUGACCCAGACGGAAUCGCCCUCCCUUACCUUUCAGCACGGAGCAGGGUUCUUUAUUUUUUUUUUUCGGAGCUGCAGGGGAAGUCAUAGAAAAUACGUUACAUUUUACAUUUAACAUAUUCACUGCUCCUCCGCGACUGUUAUCGCUAGAUCUCCUUUGUUGUCUUUGACAUUUCGAUCAGGUUGCGCGUCACCAACACAACACCAAACAACAUGUCUAACGAUACACGCGACGCACAAGGUGCGCUCGCCCCUGCUGCGGCUGCGGCUCCGGGUACGCCUACAGACAAUACAACCGUCGUUACAGACUCUACGGCGACGAGCGAGGCCGGCAAUACCCCCCAUCAAUUCAACGAGCAGACAAACUAUGUCACCAAGAGAACCAUCAUCACGAUCUUUUUGGCUUGCGCCGGUGUCGAUCUGCUGGCAUUGAUGGAUCAGACGACACUUGCUGUCAGUUUGUACAUCAUUGGUCGUUCGUUCGGGUCAACUGAAAAUGUUGGCUGGAUCGCAAACGGCUACUUCAUCACCUCGACUGUUGGCCAGCUCAUCUACGGCCGACUAUCGGAUAUCUGGUCUCGCAAGGUCGUUCUCCUCUCCGGUCUUGCCAUCUUCUUCUUCGGUUCCUUGGCCUCGUCUCUCUCUCAAUCGGUCAUCCAGCUCAUCAUCUUCCGCGCCAUCACAGGUAUCGGUGGCGGUGGUCUGAUGACGGUUGCCCAACUCAUUGUAAGCGAUGUUGUUCCUUUGCGCGAGCGAGGAAAAUACCAAGGUAUCCUCGGUGCUGUUGUCGCCAUCGCAAACGGUAUCGGUCCGGUCAUUGGUGGUGCACUCUCGUCCAAGUCCGCCGAUUCAUGGCGAUGGAUCUUCCGCUUGAACUUGCCCCUGACCCUGCUCACAACCACUGGUGUUUUGUUCUUUAUGCCUCUGAAGAAGGUUGAAGGUGACUGGAAGCUCAAGCUCAAGGCUGUCGACUUUUUCGGCAUCUUGCUGGCGUUUGCCAGUAUGACGAUUUUCAUUCUUGGCCUUCUCUGGGGCGGUAAUGAUUACGAAUGGAACUCUGCCCCCGUCAUUUCCACCAUUGUAGUUGGUUUCGCCUUGGGCGUUGUCUUCGUCCUGUGGCAAUGGAAGGGUGCAAAGUUGCCUCUGGUUCCUCUCCACAUUUUCAAGUCGAAAAUCACAAACGGCGCUUGCAUCACGAUGGCAGUAAACGGCUGGAACUUUGUCAUGCAAGUCUACUACAUUCCGUCCUUCUACCAGCUGGUUUACGGAUACUCAGCUACGCGAUCGGGUGCCAUGUUGCUUCCACUCACCCUCGUUCAGACACUCAGCAGCACACUCUCUGGUCUCAUGGUUCAUUGGAUCGGCCGCUACCGAGAAUGCAUCCUCUUUGGUUGGGUUUGCUGGGCCGUUGGAUUGGGUCUUAUGUCGACACUCGAUGAAAACUCGGGAGUCGGCAAGCAGGUUGGCUAUGCCAUCCUCAUUGGUGUUGGUGUUGGUAACACCUUGCAGCCCGCUUUGAUCGCCAUUCAGGCCGGUGUCGAGCGACGCGACAUGGCCGUCGUGACUUCAUUCAGAAACUUCAUCAGAAACGUUGGUGCAACCAUUGGCUUGGCCAUCUCUGGUAGUAUCAUAAACAACAUUGUUGCCAACGCCUUUUCGUCGGCAGGUGUCGACCCUGUUCUUGGCAAGAAGAUCACCACGAACCCCGAGAGCUAUUUCGCCUCCGUUUCCCCCGAAGAGGCGGAUCACAUGCGAGGCAUCAUUAUCCCUGCCUACCGAAAGGGCUUCCGCACCAUUUUCUUGGUUGGUGCCUCCCUAGCCUCCUUUGCUUUUGUUGUUGCGUUCUUUAUGAUUCCUCAGGUUGAGCUUUCUCGCCCUGACGACGCUCGUCUCAAGGCGGAGGCCAAGGCUGCCGAAGCUGAGAAGAAGAAAGAAAAGGCAAACGCCGCAUAAUGGAAGAAAACCAGCAUUCUAUUUGGCGCAGAUUAGACUACAGUACAGUAAUUAUAGACAGAACAGAAGAGAAAUGUUUUUGUUUCUACG